UUUACACCGGACUGGCAUGGACAUUCUUGGUCAUCUACCUAGAUAACACUAAUAUCCACUCGCCGAUCUUCGGAAGUCACCUCGACCACCUAGAACAAACAUUCCAACAGCUCCAAGAAGCAG
Ambispora gerdemannii is the source of this 123-nucleotide messenger RNA. Lineage: Eukaryota; Fungi; Glomeromycota; Glomeromycetes; Archaeosporales; Ambisporaceae. The record is from the annotation of a GenBank genome assembly.